AUGAUCAGGAAUUGGAGCAUAUCCAAGAAAGUUUUAGAUGCUGUCAAGAAAAGUUCAUGGAAGUCAAGACAAUAUGCAACAGCAGCACAACAUAAAAUUAAAGAACAUCCAAAAUAUAAGCCUGAAAAUGUUUAUACUGGAUUUUUAUGUAAAAAGGUCGAAUAUAUUCCGGAAUUUAAUAUGUUUGCAAUCAUUCUGGAACAUUCAAAGACCGGGUUACAGUACAUUCACAUCGAUAGAAAUGAUUCCAAUAAUUUGUUCUCAAUAAACUUCAGAACAACUCCAUUUGACAGCACUGGAUUGCCUCAUAUUUUAGAGCAUACAGUUCUUUGUGGAUCUUCAAGUUUCCCCGUCCGUGAUCCAUUCUUUAAGAUGUUAAAUCGGUCAUUAGCAACAUUCAUGAAUGCCAUGACUGGACCUGAUUAUACAUUCUAUCCAUUUUCAUCGACAAACGAAAAAGAUUACAGAAAUCUUCAAAAAGUUUAUAUGGAUGCUGUCUUUAAACCUAAUUUGAAAUAUUUAGACUUCUUACAAGAAGGCUGGAGAUUAGAGCAUAAGGAACUAGACAACAAAAAUUCAGAAUACAUCUUUAAAGGCGUCGUUUAUAAUGAAAUGAAAGGAGCGUUUGCAGAAACUCAGCAACUUUUUGGACAAGAAUUAUUUAAUAAGCUAUUACCCGAGCAUACUUAUGGCUUUGUUUCUGGCGGAGACCCAAAAUGCAUACCAAACUUAACACAUGAUGAUCUCGUCAAUUUUCAUAAGAAAUAUUAUCAUCCAUCAAAUUCAAGAAUUGUUUCUUAUGGCAAUUUUGACUUGGACAAGAACCUUAAUUACGUAAAUGAGUACCUUAAAGAUUAUGAUAGAAUCGACAGCACAUACAGUGAAGUUCCAAAUCAAACAAAAUGGAAAGGACCUAAAAUAGCAAAAGUUAAGGCAAGAUACGAUAGUAUGGGAGCUCCAUAUGAGAAACAGAAUCAAAUUGCUGUUGGAUAUGUUAUGUCCGAUAUCACAAAUGUCUAUGAAACUUUUCUCCUUUAUGUCUUGACAGAAUUGAUGAUUAAAGGUCCAAAUUCAUAUUUCUAUAAAUCACUCAUUGAACCAAACAUUUCUGGUGGAUAUAACAGCAUAACUGGAUAUGAUCCAACAACAAAAGAUACAAUCCUUACAAUUGGAUUGCAGGAUGUCGAUAAAGAUGAUUUUGAUAAGAUUCUAGAGAUUGUUGACACGACAAUUGAUGAAGCUAUUGAGAAUGGAUUCGAGCAGAAGCAGAUUGACAGUGUAUUACAUAAUUUAGAGCUUCAAACUAAGCAUCAAACUCCUAAAUUUGGGCUAGGACUGCUUUUUAAUUUGACUCCAAUUUUGAACCAUAACGGGAACAUAAUCGAGUCAUUAAGUAUUAAUAAGCAGAUCAAGCAGUUUAAAGAUAAUAUCAAGUCGAAUCCAAAAUAUUUGCAGGAAAAAGUUCAAACUUAUUUUAAGGAUAAUCGACACAAAUUGAUCCUAACAAUGGAACCAGAUGAAAUGUACGAAAAGACAGCUUUAGAAGUUGAAAAGGCUAAUUUGGAAUCAAAAGUCAAAAAGCUCACAGAACAAGACAAAAAGAGAAUCUUUGAAGACGGACAAUUACUUGCUUCUGUCCAAAAAGCUGAAGAAGAUAUAAACUGCUUGCCAUGCCUGAAAAUUGAAGAUAUCCAAACACCGGAAAGACAUAGCUUAAUAUUCGAUAAGGUCGAGUCAAUUCCAGUUCAAAUUUGCAAGACAGACACAAACGGAAUCAUUUAUUUUAGAGGCAUUUUAGACACAUCAGUAUUAAGUGAUGAUGAGAGGAAGUUGCUGCCUUUAUUUUCAGAAUUAGUCACGCAAUUUGGAACUAAAAAGUACGAUUAUCGUGAAUUUGAUACUUUUGUGUCGACCAAAACUGCUGGAUUGUCAUUUAAUGUGCAUUUAACUGAAAAUGUCAAUAAUAAUCAAGAAUAUGAGAUUGGACUUCAAUUUGGAUCAUAUGCCUUAAAACAAAAUUCUGAGGAUAUGUUUAACAUUUUUACAGACUUGCUUACUUCCGUUGAGUUUAAUGACAUAAGCAGGUUUGAGAUGUUAUUAGAAAAUUAUCUAUCGAGUUUGUCUGUUGGAAUCGCUCAAAGUGGACAUUUAUAUGCAAUCCAAAAUGCCAGUGGAUUAGUGACGGAAGCAUCAAAAUUGAGGGAGGAAAUGAACGGAAUUGAGCAGUUGAUUCACAUCAAGAAAAUGCUACAAAGUAAAAGUUCAGAAGAGAUUCUUGCAGACAUUAAAGGUAUUCAUGAGAAAAUUUUGAAUAAACGUCCAGUCAGGUGUGCAUUAAAUGUAUCUGAAAAUGAUGCAGACGAAAGUGUUAAGCAGAUUGGGAAGUUCCUUAAUGCACUUAAAUUGGACAAAAGUGACAUUCAUUGGAAUAACUCAAACUUAUUGGCAUCAAGUUCUCGUCAUAAUGUAAUGAAUAUUCCAGUUAAUUUCUGUGCUAAAGCUAUGAAUGCUGUUCCUUACUCUCAUGAAGACUAUGCUAAAUUGAGAUUAACUGCUAGAAUUCUGUCAUCUAAAUUCUUACUUCCAACAAUUCGAGAACAAAAUGGUGCGUACGGUGCUGGAUCUAAAGUCGGUCUAGACGGCAUCUUCAGCUUCUUUUCAUACCGCGAUCCUAAUUCUGUUAAGACUUUAGACACGUUUGAUGAAUCUUUUAAUUGGAUAUCCUCAAAUAUUGAUAAAGUCAUUAACGAUCAAGCUUUAUUCGAGGCUAAACUUGGUGUUUUACAGCAACUUGAUGCACCAAUAUCAGCUAUGGAUAAAGGCAUGGAGCAGUUUAAAUUUGGAGUUACUCAUGAAAUGUUUGCAGAGCAUCGAGCUAGCAUUUUGAACACAAAUGUUAAAGACAUCAAGAAUGUUGCUGAAAAAUAUCUUUCUGAUGACAAGAAGACAGUUGUUGGACGAUCAGUGAUUGGUCCAAAAAAUGAGGGCUUGUCUGGACAAAAUUGGAUAGUAAUAGAUCAAGAAAAUAAUUAG
Messenger RNA from Chironomus riparius, 3033 nucleotides. The record is from the annotation of a GenBank genome assembly. Lineage: Eukaryota; Metazoa; Arthropoda; Insecta; Diptera; Chironomidae.